UGUAGUCUGGAUUUAGACUGCAGGUCCAAGUGCCUAAUUACAAUGUGAUGGCUAUAUCCAAGUGGCACACGCAUGAAACAACCUGCAGGCGCAGAUGUCCAAAUUGCUGUUAAAACAAGAACAAACUGCACAAGGCAGUGACAAUACAAAAGGACAAAUUAAUUCAACAUUACAAAUAGUAAAUGUUACAUAUUUAUUUCACAUGGACUAACACACACACACCCCUCCCCACCAUACCCACUGAUUUUAAGGGUAACUUUUACAUUACUCUGCAAGUAUUUUGCGUAUUUAAUAAUGCAGAUAGCUCUGGUUUAUUUUGACCAUGUUUACUGGUCUGCUUUGGCUGCACUUUAUUUACAGUAGGCAUAUUUUCCUCCAAUGUUUUUAGGCAGACUUGGGUGUGUAUGUCAGCAAUCAGUGUAUUUCGAUGACUUCAAGCCCGCAGUAAAGGUGUACAUCCGAUCUGUGCAUUUACGCUGCAUUGGCAGAUAUCCAAUACGUAACAGAUUUUUCUAUUUUUUUUUUAAAUCCACAUCUGGAAGUGGAGGAGACAUCAGCUGUAAAUCCAGUGUUGGGCAUCGGCAGAUGUGUUGAUGUACAUAUUCAUCUGGCAAUUAUUAACACGCCUGUUUCUUGUGUAGAGAAGGCUCUCCACAAGGUGCAAGAAAGUGUCAUACCUCACAAUAUAUGCAACUAAUGACGCACUGGGGUCGCAGGUGAACUGUAGCCUAUCCUAGCUGACUUUGGGCGACACCCUCAGCUGGUCGCCAGUGACGACCAGGAGUGCCAUCCAAGCAGCCUCUGCAAAGUGCAGUCAUUUUAUUGUUACAUAUUAACAUUUCUUAUUGGAUGAAGUCCAUACAUUUUACUCGCGUUCCCGUUCAUUUUACUAGAUCAAGCAAGGAUUUUUUUCUUUAAGUCGUAACUCUCUGUAUUAUUUAGCUCUCUUACAAGACUUUACUGCAUAUUCAAGUCAAAAAUAAAUUGGGCUUUUAUUGUUAACCCUUGUGAAAAGGUCAGUUCACUUUUCUCCCCACACACCUACAAAACAACUUGGGGUCCAAAUUUGUACAAAAGCAAAAGUCUUUCGCUAACAAAUUGAAAAACUCUUGCAGGCCAUGAAUAAAUAAAUUAAAAAAAAAUCAAAUUCGUGUGUGUACCUCGAAAGGGCGAGUUUACAUUUGCUGACCAGCAGGAGGUGCUAUAUGACAGCCAUUCCAGGUAUAAUGGACCCUCUUAAGUAUUGUAUAAUGUUUUCCGAAAUUCAAUUCAAUUAAUAAUGCAUUGUGCAAUAUCAUGAACCACUGUCUAUAUUAGCUAAUGUGUAUCUAAAACCUACAAUUCGGCAACCUCAUUUGAUGACUGAACAUGCUGCAGCACACCAUACACUGACUCCAACUCGUCCCAUAUGUAAGAAUAUGAGUUCUUAAUUUUUCGUGAGCGUGAGAGGUCCAAGGAGGCUACAUACAAAAAGUAAAAAUAACGUUAAAUAUGGCGCAUGUGGGGCGUGAGCGACGUGAUGACGUAACGUGGUUAACGUCCGACGUCAAUCGGGACGAAGAUGGCGGCGAGCGGCGGCGAGCCUUCUCAGGCUGGGUCCGAUGAUUUAUUUCAAAACUUUUACACGGAGGUGAAGCAGAUCGAGAAAAGAGACUCUGUGUUAACCUCCAAGCAGCAGAUCGAUCGACUGCUCAGGCCUGGCUCGUCCUACUUUAAUCUAAACCCCUUCGAGGUGCUGCAAAUUGAUCCGGAUGCAACAGAUACCGAAUUGAAGAAAAGAUUCAGAGCGUUAUCCAUUUUGGUCCAUCCAGACAAAAAUCAGGAUGAUGCAGACAGAGCACAGCAAGCAUUUGAAGCGGUGGACAAGGCGUACAAACUCCUUCAAGAUCCAGACCAGAAGAAGAGGGCUUUGGAUGUAAUUCAGGCAGGAAGGGAAUAUGUGGAGCACAUGGUAAAAGAGAAAAAGAAACAGUUAAAGAAGGACGGGAAAGCUCAAAUCGUGGAAGAGGAUGACCCUGAAAUUUUCAGGCAAGCAGUGUAUAAGCAGACCAUGAAACUAUUUGCAGAGCUUGCCAUUAAGAGAAAGGAACGAGAAGCAAAGGACAUGCAUGAAAGGAAACGGGCAAGAGAGGAAGAAAUUGAAGCAGCAGAGAAAGCAAAGCGAGACAGAGAAUGGCAGAAAAACUUUGAGGAAACAAGAGAUGGCCGUGUGGACAGUUGGAGGACGUUCCAGGCUAAAGGCAAGAGCAAGGAGAAGAAGAACCGGUCCUUCCUCAAGCCCCCCAAAGUAAAGAUGGAGCAGAGGGAAUGAUGUAAAAAUGGGACUUGAUUAACUUAAAACCUGAUGUUUUCCAUACCGUGUACCCCUUACACCCCCUGCAAUCUUUUUUUUUUUUUUUUUUUUUUUUUUCCCCCCACCCCACCUCAUUCACACUUUCUUGGAUUAUACCUGCCUCAUGUAAGUAAAUAGUACAGCUUCCAUAUCUUAGGAAACAACCAAAUGGUUGGUGACAUUUUUUUUUAUAUACAUAAAAUAAAAGUUGGUCUUAAGAAGCCAAUCUUUUUUGUGGUGUCUAUCACUGUAUAUGUCCACAUUGGCAGCUACUUCACGAUGCUGCAUUUAAUGUCAUCUUGCUGCGGUUAUUUUGGCAUUUGUGUUUAAAUAAAUGACAAGCCAUGUAAGUGGAA
Phyllopteryx taeniolatus (common seadragon) is the source of this 2688-nucleotide messenger RNA. RefSeq names its product DnaJ (Hsp40) homolog, subfamily C, member 8 (gene dnajc8). The record is from RefSeq and is a predicted model, not a curated record. NCBI's taxonomy places the organism in Eukaryota, Metazoa, Chordata, Actinopteri, Syngnathiformes, Syngnathidae. Bases 1562 to 2311 code for a protein of 249 amino acids. Gene Ontology annotation, cellular component: nucleus. The transcript has 10 exons.